Molecule: messenger RNA, 5085 nt
Organism: Alligator sinensis (Chinese alligator)
Lineage: Eukaryota; Metazoa; Chordata; Crocodylia; Alligatoridae
Gene: TRPM4
Product: transient receptor potential cation channel subfamily M member 4
Biological process (GO): calcium ion transmembrane transport
Cellular component (GO): membrane
Molecular function (GO): calcium-activated cation channel activity; ligand-gated calcium channel activity
Source: RefSeq, a predicted model, not a curated record
CAGAGGGACCCAGCACCUGCCCCAACACCUGGAUUUCCUCCCAGCUCUGGGUGGGGAGCAAGGUCUGGUGUGUUAGAGAGAAAUACCUUGGGACCAGGACACCUGGGUUCUAGGCACAGCAUUCUGAUCUUUCUAGGGGAGGGGGUUGUUCCCUGGUAUACAGCUUGUCCCAGCCCCUAAGUCCCUCCUGCCUUGAGGGGAACCUGGCUUCUGGGCAAGAAUGUGCUGAUCCAACCCAAGGGGAAAGGGCUGCAGCUGGUAACCGGAUCCUGGGAUCAGAGCUAAAUAUAGCACCUCCCCACCCCCACCCCAGCCUGGGAGCCAGGCAAAGGGCUGCUGGGCACUCCCAGGGCAAAGGGAUCAGGGACAAGGGUCCGCCAAAGACCUUGUCACAUUUUCCAGUGUGGCUAUGCAAGAAUCCCCAGCAGGGGGUUGACACAGCUGGGCACAAGGUGCCCGGGGCAUGACCCCCAGACACCUGGGUUCCUUCCCAGCUUUGGAAGGGGAGUGGGAUGUGGUGGGUAGGACCAGGUGGUGGUGCUGGGAGCCAGGACACCUGAUCUACCCUGGCUCUGAGAGUGGAUCGGGGUCUUUUGGGAUUCUGUCCUGCAUCUGGGAAUGGGGAGGGGGGAGGAUUGGAUUGGGGUUGGGUUGUGAACCAAGACUCCUGGAUUCUGCCCAGGUGUUGGCCAAAGUGGCAAGUGCAAAGCCAGCAUACAUGGAAACGCACACACCACACCCUCCCCUCCCCCACCCUACCACAACACACUGAAAGGGCCUGGCAGAAACACAUGGCCUUAUGGGCAGUGUCUGCUGGGGAUGGAGGGGGUCACUGUGGGUUUGAGCUUGGUACAAUAGCCUCAUGGCUGCCCUGAGUUCCCUGGGGAAGGCUGGAAACGGGGAGUCCCUUCAGAUCAGGGCUUCGUCCCCAACCCACCAGCACCCUUCCGAGGGGGGAGGGCUGAGUUUAGGGACCCUGAGAGUUGGGAGGACUGCUCCCUCCACUAGGGCAGGCAUCCCACUCCCCCCAUGCCCUGGCCUCUUCCUCCAUACUCUAUCCCUGCCCCUUGCACUAGGCCAUGCCCCCUAUGGUGGGCCCUACCCCCAUGAUUCCAACCCCGCCAUCCCCUAAACUAGGCAAGCCCUUCUUCAUGCCAUAUCCCCCUAUGCUAGACCCUGCCCCCUAUGCCAGACCCCGCCCCCAUGUCAGGCCCGCCCCAUGCCACCUCCCUGCCCCAGGUGAUAAGCAAAGGGUACAGGGAAGGACUGUUCAAGGUGGAGCAGACUGUUUUCCUUGGCAGGGCAGCCCUAGCCCGCACCUUCCCCCCCGCAGCCCCUGACCCUGGGCAGGGGGAGCUGUCCUCCCCCCUACUCCACACACUCUCUGCUCCUCCCCCCCACCAUGAGCUCAGGCCCCAGCCCUGACUCAGGCUGCACCCUAGGGCUCUGGGUGGGGUCCUGAGAUCCUGCUGGGCCGGUUCUGCCAGGGUGGGGCCAGUUCGCAGGCAGGGCCCCUGACAGCUGCCUCCUGCCUCUGGGCCUGUGGGUGCCGCCAGCUGGGCCCUGGCACUUGCACACGUGGCUCCACAGCCCCAGCCAGGGAGAGUGGGGGGGCUGCCUGGCACCAUGACCAGCAUCAAGAGGCAGGACCAGGCCUGGAUCCCCAAACUCUUCAAGAAGAAAACCUGCACAUCAUUUGUGGAGGCACCUCCAGCCCCGGGAGCCCCUUCCAUGUGCCAGUGUGGGAACCCCAGGGACAAGCACGUCUCGGUGGCUGUGGAAGAUGCCUUUGGCGCCUCCAUUGUCAGCAAAUGGGACUCAGCUCAACACACCACAGAACAGCCCACUGAUGCCUAUGGAGAGGUGGAGUUCGUGGGCACCCGGGGCAAGCCCAGCAAGUUCAUCCGCGUGUCAGACUGCACGGACCCUGCAGCCGCCUACAGCUUGGUAACCUGCUGCUGGAAGAUCCCCCCUCCCAACCUGGUGGUGUCAGUGGUGGGGGGUGACAAUGACAUUGCCAUCCGGACCCAGGUGAAGGACAUGCUGCGCAAGGGGUUGGUCAAGGCAGCACAGAGCACAGGUGCCUGGAUCAUGACCGGGGGGCUUCAGGCUGGGAUUGGGCGCUACGUGGGGGAGGCCGUGCGGGAUCAUGCCACAGCCAGCACCAGCCCCAGUGCCCGUGUUGUGGCCAUGGGCAUCGCCCCCUGGGGCAUGGUUGCCAACCAGGACCAGCUAAUCAACCCCAAGGGCUCAUUCCCUGCCCGGUAUGUCCGGCCCCUGCCCACCCCCGAGGCCACCUGCACAGCCCUGCCCCUGGACAGCAACCACUCGGCCUUCUUCCUGGUGGAUAAUGGGACCCACGGGCACCCAGGGGGCCAGAACCGCUUCCGCACCCGCCUGGAGGGACACAUUGCCCAGCAGUGUGUGGGCACCAGCGGACAGGGCAGCAUCCAGAUCCCUGUGCUGGUGAUGCUCAUCGGGGGUGAUGCCUCCAUGUUCACGCGUGUGUUGGAGGCUGUCCAGGCAUCCAUCCCCUGCCUGCUGGUGGGGGGCUCUGGGGGAGUGGCUGAUUGCCUAGCCCAGGUGCUGGCUGAGACCCAGCCUGGGGAGCCCGUGCGGGCACUGGCACAGGAGAAGAUGCAAGACCGUUUCCCGCCCAACGACCUGCUACAUCUGGCCGAGCAGGUGGAGAACAUCAUGGCGCUGCGGGACCUCGUCACUGUCUACUCUGAUGAGGAGGGGAUGGACGAAUUUGAGACCAUCCUGCUUAAGGCACUGGUGAAAGCCUGCCGGCACACUAGCGAAGCCACCCAGUACCUGGACGAGCUGCGCCUGGCUGUGGCCUGGAACCGGGUGGACAUCGCCAGCUCCGAGCUUUUCCAAGCUGAUGUCCACUGGAAGCCCUCCCUGCUGGUAGACCCUAUGCGUGAUGCGCUGCUGGGGGACCGCCCAGAGCUGGUGCGCCUCCUGGUAGAAAAUGGAUUGGACGCAAGCGAGUUCUUGACCUGGGGGCGCCUGGAGGAGCUGUACAGGGGUGCCCCUGAGACCUCGCUGCUGUGCCAGCUCCUGGAGCGGCGCCAGGGGAGCACUGAGCCCCCACCCUCCCACUAUUUGCCCCUGGGCACGCGUCCCCAUGAUAGCCGCCUGCCCCAGGUGGCUCGCAUCCUGCGAGAGCUUCUGGGAGAUGCCUGCACUCCCUUUUAUGCUGCUGCUGGGCACAAGGGGGCUGGGCAUAAAGGGGCCGUGGAGGACAGGGACCCCCUGUACUACAGCCAGCAGUCCCCAAACCCCUGGACUGACCUCUUCAUCUGGGCCUUGCUGCUGAACAGGGGCGAGAUGGCCAUGUAUUGCUGGGAGAUGGCCCCAGAUGCAGUGGCGGGGGGGCCGGGCGGCUGCCUCAUCCUGCGGCAGCUCUCGCACCUGGAGCAGGAGGCACAGGAAGCUGCGGCCAUGAAGGAACUGGCGGCCAAGUUUGAGGGGUUGGCGAUAGGCAUGGUGGGUGAGUGCUACCGGAGCAGCGAGCACUGGGUCCUGCAGCUCCUGGUGCGUCGUUCCUGCCUCUGGGGUGGUGCCACCUGCCUCCAGCUCGCCCGCCAGGCUGAUGCCCGCAGCUUCUUUGCCCAUGAUGCUGUGCAGGUGCUGCUCACCCAGAACUGGUGGGGUGAGAUGAACCGGGGCACCCCUGUGUGGCAGCUGCUGCUCACCUUCUUCUGCCCUCCGCUCAUAUUCACCAACCUCAUCACCUUCCGCAGGUCGACGGAGGAGGAAGGGUCCCCAGAGCCCCUCGGCACUAUGGAGCUGAACAGCAUAGAUGUUAAUGAAAAAUCCUCCAUGAGGGGCAGCCUGGAGGGGCCAGAUGUGGUGGGGAGCCCCGCAACCCAAUGUGAUAGUAAGGACUGGCUGCAGCGAUGGCACUGGUUCUGGGGGGCACCAGUGACCACCUUCCUGGGCAACGUGGUGAUGUACCUGUUCUUCCUGCUGCUCUUCGCCUAUGUGCUGCUGCUGGACUUCGCGCCACCCCCACCCGAAGGCCCCCACGGCCCUGAAGUCCUGCUCUACCUGUGGGUCUUCAGCCUGCUAUGUGAGGAGCUGCGCCAGGGCUGCUUUGCUGGGCACCAGCCCCUGCCCCAGCGCAUCUGUGCCUACUUGAGUGACUCCUGGAACCAGCUUGAUCUCACCGCACUGCUCCUCUUCCUCAUGGGUGCCAUAUGCCGGAUGUCCUCCUGGACAUACGAGUCUGGGCGCACGGUGCUCUGCCUCGACUUCAUGGUCUUCACCCUGCGACUCAUCCACAUCUUCGCUGUCAACAAGAACCUGGGCCCCAAACUCAUCAUCGUGGGCAAGAUGGUGAAGGAUGUCUUCCUGUUCCUCUUCUUCCUGGCUGUGUGGCUGGUAGCCUAUGGGGUGACCACGGAGGGGCUGUUGCAUCCACAUGACCAGCGCCUGCCCUGGAUCUUCCGCCGUGUCUUCUACCGCCCCUACCUGCAGAUCUUCGGCCAGAUCCCCCAGGAAGAGAUGGAUGCGGCCCUGAUGAAGGCCACCAACUGCACAGGGAGUGCGGCGGAGGACUGUGCCAGCACCUAUGCCAACUGGCUGGUGCUGGUUCUCCUUGUUGUCUUCCUCCUCGUCGCCAACAUCCUGCUGCUCAACCUUCUCAUCGCCAUGUUCAGCUACACCUUCUCUAAGGUGCAGGGCAACAGUGAUAUCUACUGGCGGUCACAGCGCUACAGCCUGAUCCUGGAGUACCUCAGUCGUCCUGCCCUGGCGCCCCCCUUCAUCCUGCUCAGCCAUUUGUACACCCUGCUGCGCCCCCGCACCCGCUGCUCCCGCAGCCGGCACUUCUCACUGGAGCUAUCUGAGGAGCAGGAUGGGCAGCUGCUUACAUGGGAGGCGGUGCAGAAGGAGAACCACCUGGUAGCACUGAGGCGCCAGAAACGUGAGAGUGACACCGAGCGCCUGAAACGCACCUCCCAGAAGAUGGACCAGGCCUUGAAACAGCUGGCUGAGAUCCGGGAGUCAGAGCGGCACCUCAAAUCCCUGGAGAACCAGAAUGACCCACUCCCCCAACUCUGCCUGGACCAGUGA